Messenger RNA from Purpureocillium takamizusanense, 1779 nucleotides. RefSeq lists its product as uncharacterized. Lineage: Eukaryota; Fungi; Ascomycota; Sordariomycetes; Hypocreales; Ophiocordycipitaceae. The coding region runs from base 131 to 1294 and encodes 387 amino acids. Gene Ontology annotation, cellular component: membrane. The transcript has 2 exons. Gene Ontology annotation, molecular function: palmitoyl-(protein) hydrolase activity. The record is from RefSeq and is a predicted model, not a curated record.
AUCUCUUCCCCACGAUGCAGCUCUCUCGCGCCCAGUUUCGACCCGACACGUCUCUAGCCGACACCGGCAGAGACUGACUGCGCAUGCAUUCGCACCUGCUCAAUGAAGCGCGCCAAGACGAAUUCUUUCAAUGGAGAUGCGAUGGAUGCGUCCAGGAGGGCGUCGGCUUUGGCCAGGCUUCAAGGAAGCCGGGACUUCACGGCCCAUCGCCUUGACAUGGCCUAAUCGAUCGCACAAUCUCCGUCCGGCCUUGGCUAUGUCAAGAUCGCUGCACAUUCCCUCCGCCGCUAUGCCUCCCAUCAUAUUCGCAGGGCUGUUCAUGACCCUGUGGUGCUGGAAAUGCACCAUGUUGAUCCUGUUCCAGAACCUCAUCAUCUACAACCCCUACAUGCCGCCCAAUGCGAGGAGCAUGCUCAUCUCCGACUUUGCCCGGCAAUGCGGCGGGGUAGAAUGGCGUGAGCAGCGCAUAGAGUCGUUGGACAGGAUAGAGAUUGCUCUCUGCGUGAGUGAGAUGUCGGCCCGAGGAGCCGCCAGAUCGGGUAGCACUGCAUCUCAGACUCCAGUCUACAUUCUCUACUUUCAAGGCAAUGCCUCGUCACUGCCCCCUCGACUGCCGGAUAUUUCGUGGGUGCUGCGCCGCCUGAGAGACGGCGAAGAAGCGGUGCACUAUACGACAGUUUGCCUGAGCUACCGCGGAUUCUGGACCUCGCACGAUCGACCUUCGGAGACGGGCAUCAACAAGGAUGCUGUGGCGGCGCUUCAAUGGAUAUCGAAGCUCCAUCGAAGCAAGGACGCUGCGCGCAAACUACCGGAACCGGUCGUGAUACUCUGGGGACAGAGCAUCGGCUGCGGCUUCGCGACCAACCUGGCCGCACGGUCAGAGUCGUCUUCAACCUUGAAUAUCAACGCGCUGGUGCUCGAAACACCCUUUACCAACACACGAGCGAUGCUCAAGGCCAUCUAUCCUCAGCGGUGGCUACCAUACCAAUAUCUGUGGCCAUUUCUUCGCACCCAGCUGGACUCGUGGAAGAACCUUGGCACGAUAACUCGCAGACACACGCGUCGCCUGCCCGAGGUGUACAUUGUCGAGGCAGCCAAGGACGAGCUCGUGCCACAAGAUCACGGCGCCCUGCUGGAAGAGCGAUGUGCAGAUGUUGGACUCACGGUACACCGGCGUAGGGUGCGAGGGGCACUACACAACGAUGUGUCGGUACGACAGGAGGGCAAGCGAGCAUUGGCCGAGUCUAUACUGUUGGCCAUUCGCUCCGCCACACAGGCAUCGAAGCAACCCUGAGUCCGGCGCAACGAGGCGAGAAAGCCUUCGGGUUUGGGAGAGACAAAACCCCGGCGUUUAGGAUAAAUAUCAAAGGUCGCCGCCAGGCAUCGACUACGCGUAUGCUAGCCUGGGUAUGUGGUCAAAUUCUGAAGCCCACGCCCUGGCCAGCGGCGGCGAAUUGGGUCUGCUCAUACUCAACUACUACCACACCGCAAGGGCGACCUUGCUUUUACACCGGCGCCAUGGCGAAAAGACCAGUCACAGGUGGGUGGGGGAGCUGGACUGGCCGUGUACCCAGCGCGGGCAAGCCAUCCUUGCCUCGCCCGCCAAAAGAAACGGCACCGCGUGCGGUGCGCCGCGCCCAUGUUGGCCGUUCACCUGCGCUUGUGAGGAUGAGAUAGCGAACGAGACGACAGCGCAGCCACAGCAGCACAGCGAACGUCUCAGAUACCCCCCAAUUGAUUUCAAUUGACCAUGAUUGCGUCCAGCUACGAGAAUCCGAG